AAGGUACCUAGGUCGAUAUAAACAUCCAGUCUCGUUUAUUUCAACUGCGCUCUGUCCCCUUGACCCCUUGUCUUACACAUCCACGAAUUUAUUCGCCACCUCUUCUUCUUACGACUUCAAACUUCCAGCAGUAGCAAAUAGCGAUGCCAGACGGUACAUUUUUCGAGGGCAGCCUCCAAGAUGGCAUCAACCUCGCCAUCCAGCAAUCCAAGAUGGUCCUUGCAUUUGUCACUGAUAGUGGUGAUGAGAGUCAGUUAUGGGAGGAUGAACUCCGCACCAACGACUCUCUAAAAGCACCUCUCGAGCAUCAAGCUGUGGCCUUGCGACUGCAGGCAGGGUCCGAAGAAGCAGGCUUCUUAGAGGCGCUAUUUCCUAUACCAAAGAAGCCUACAGUGGUUAUCAUUCAAAAUGGGACUUUAAAGGAAUAUAUACAAGGGGGCACGGCAAGGGAAGAUCUUAUUCGCAGAGUUGCAGCGAUUCUGAGCACCACAUCAACGACUCAGGCUCAACAGCCAGCUGCUACCCCUGCAAGUCAACCAUCUCCAGCCCCUCCAGCCCCAACAUCUACUAGGAAUCAUGUAACAGAUGAUCUGUACGAUAAUUAUGAUAUCCCAGCUAGAUCCUCUCCGGCACCGGCCGAGUCUUCUCGAGAGGGGCAGGACUUACUAGCAGCAAGACGUUUAGAAGCUGAGAAGAAAGCUAAGGAGGCCAAGGAAGCCGAAGCUAAAGAAGCUAAGGCCAAAGCAGAACGAGAAGCUAAAGCUCAAGAACGCCGGAGAGCAAGCGAGAACAACGAAGGCCAGUCCUCUUCCAGCAGCAGACCAGAACGAUCUUACGCCGAAGAAGUCAGGCAACAGAAGAUACGAGCAGCUGAGGACAGAAAGCGCAUUCUGAAGCGCAUCGAAGACGAUAAGCGAGAGCGAAGGGAGCGAGAAGCCAAGGAGAAACAGGCAAGGCUCCUUCUAAGCUCGACAAAUGACGCCGAAGCGUCUAGCAGCCAGACUCCACCUAUUGCCCUCCCUCGGAGACAGGCCAGCAGCAGCUCGGGCGGGGAGUACUGUAACUUACAAGUCCGACUUUUGGACGGAUCGACGAUCCGAUCCCGUUUCAAGAGCGACGCAUCGCUCGGCAGCGAAGUACGCAAGUGGAUCGACGAGGACCGGACCGACGGCGACGCGCCGUACACCUUCCGCAUCGUCCUUACGCCUCUGCCCAACAAGGCCGUCGAGCCUCCCGAGGAGUCGCAGUCCCUGCUCUCCCUCGGCCUGGCCCCUUCCGCCACCCUCGUCCUGGUCCCCGCCAAGUACUCGUCCGCGUUCCCGUUCGCGUUCGCGCGCGCCUCCGACAACUUCGUCUGGCGCAGCCUGUCGUACAUCCUGGGCUUCGUCGGCUCCGGGUACGGGCUCCUCUCCGGGCUCCUCGGCGAGCUCGCCGGCCUGCUGACCGGUCGCGGCGCCGCGGCGCCCGAGGAGGUCCCACUGCAGAAUCUGGCUGCGGGUAGGGCCGCCGGCUCGUCGCGGAUUAGGGGGUUUGAUAGUAGUGCCGAGGAGAGGCGUAGGGACGCGCAGUUGUAUAAUGGGAAUUCGGUAAGUUUUUUUUGGCUUGUGAAGAGAAGUUGGGUGAGGCAGACUUGAUAUUUCAUUGCUAACGACGACCGCUAAAUAGUUGAAUUUCGAGCCGCGGAGAGAUGAAGAUGACGAAGAAGAUGGAAAUAGGUAGGAUGGAUGGGUGGGUGGUGGCAGAAUUGGGUUAAGAAGAGAAGGGAAUGGUUGAUUUGUGGUAGUAUUGAUUUCCAACCCAUCUCCCCCCUUUUCGCGUGUAAAGGGCUGUUGUGUUUAAUGUAUCAAGUAGAAAUAGCUGCGGUAACGAGUUAAUUAUACUGCGUUAAGUAUGAUCUCCAAUGUACAAUACGGUCUCCGGUUGUCUGAUCCCAAAAUUCGCCGGUUGUGCUGCCACUUGUGAAGCGGGUGGCAUGUGCUGGGCACGAGAGAUUCCCUAUGGGAGAAGAGUCUCAAAGGGUUUAUUCGUAUAAGUUUCUAGAAUGGAACUACAUAACUGG
This is a messenger RNA of Daldinia caldariorum, 2059 nucleotides long. RefSeq lists its product as uncharacterized. NCBI's taxonomy places the organism in Eukaryota, Fungi, Ascomycota, Sordariomycetes, Xylariales, Hypoxylaceae. The transcript is spliced from 4 exons. The record is from RefSeq and is a predicted model, not a curated record. The coding region runs from base 144 to 1634 and encodes 496 amino acids. Gene Ontology annotation, molecular function: protein binding.